AUGGUUGCGGGUGCCGCGGUGUCGCGAGAGACGAAGGAGAUUGUGCGGCAGCGCAGGGCGGAGUUGCAUGAGGAGACGCUAGGGGAGGAGCGGCGGCAGCUGCGCGGCCGCUGGGUGACGGACAACAACGCGCUGCAGAACGCUGAGGCCCGCAAGCACGAAGAGUUGCAGCGGCGCGCCCCGCGUCGCGUCGCGCGCGUCAACCUGUUCGCAAGGCCGGAGAGGACAGACACAGGCCUGUUGCUGGAGGAGCGCGAGGUCGCGGACCGCGUCACGCAGGACGACAUCGUCGCCGCCGUGGACCUGCAAACGCAGCAGAAGAAGUAUGAGCUGCUGCUGGAUAAGUUGGGUCCGUACAAGGUGGACUUCACACUCAACGGCACACAUCUUCUGCUUGCAGGGAUGCGGGGGCAUGUGGCGAACAUUCGCUGGAAGGAUUUUGCCCUAAACGGCGAGGUGCAGCUGAAGGACCGGGUCGAUGACGCCAAAUUUCUGGUGGAUCACACAAUGACAGCGCUGGCGCAGAAGAAGUAUGUCUACAUGUACACUAAGGAGGGCGCGGAGAUGCACGUUCUCUCGCAGAUGGCAAACAUGGAUCGACUAGCGUAUCUGCCGCGGCACCUGCUGCUCUGUGCCGCCUCCACCCGCUUCAGUGUGAUGCAGUACAUGGACAUCAGCACCGGACAGGAGCUGGGCGCGAAGGUGCCCUCGGUGGUGCGAGACCCCACCUCCUGCAUGGACGUCAACCCCAGCAACGGCGUGGUGGCGAGCUGUGACCUGCGUGGUGUGGUGAAGUUCUGGUCCCCAGCCGUUGUGGACCCACUCGUGCAGCUCAAGGGUCACAAGGGCGUCAUUGACGCCAUCCGGUUUCACCCCAACGGUCGUUUUUUUCUGACGCUGGGCGGGGACCACAAGUUUAAGGUGUGGGACUGCCGCACGCUGCGGGCGCUGGAGGAGUACGCCGUGACGUACACCUUCAACACCGUCGACGUCUCCAGCGCCGGCCUCGUCGCCCUGGGCGGGGGCACCAACGUGCAGCUGUGGAAGGGCAUCUUCUCCAGCGCCAAGCCGAGCGCGCCGUACAUGAAGUUUGGCCUCGGCUACGGCAACAUUGCCCAGCAGGUGCGGUUCUGCCCCUUUGAGGAUGUCCUGGGCAUCGGCCACUCCCGCGGCUUUCAGUCGAUGCUGAUCCCCGGCGCCGGGGACGCCAACCCCGACUUCUUCUACGCCAACCCACACGAGACGGAGCGGCACCGCAAGGAGCGCGUCGUCUCGACGCUGCUCGACAAGCUGCCGCCCGACACCAUUUCUCUCGACAUUCAGGUUCCUGGCGUCAACGAGGCGCGGCUUGCGGAGUACAACGAAAACAUACGCCUCAAUCGCAGGGCACGGGCGAUUCGAGAAAAGAAGCAGCGCCGGGCGGACAAGUCGCUUGCGGACGCCGCCCCAGCCGGGCUGCACGUGGGCAACGACGAGGAGGUGGACGAGGACCUCGGUUACAAGGAGCGCCCCGCCACGCGGGAGCUCAAGAGCAAGCAGGAGAAGCUGAAGGAGCGGAAGAUGCAGAAGUGGGACAAGAAGGACAGCGCGGACAAGGUGCGGUCAAAGCAAACCAUGCGCACCUCCAGGAUCGUGCAGCAGCGCCGGGCAAAGCUCCAGCGCGCCAGCCGCCGCGACAAGGACGAGGGCGGCAAGAGGCAGGAGGAGGAGCAGGAGGAGGAGCGGCGGCAGGCGCAGGGCCAACUCAAGAAGCGGCGGCGCGAGGAGGCCGAAUUCGCCGACGACCUUCGUGUGCUGCGGGGGCGGCAGCAAAGCCCCGGUGCAGAGAGGCACGACACCGCUGCGGCGGCGUCGCCGUCGGGAGCGAGGCAGAACGCAGCUUUGCGACGGUUACUCUAG
This is a messenger RNA of Trypanosoma conorhini, 1899 nucleotides long. RefSeq names its product U3 small nucleolar RNA-associated protein 7. Gene Ontology annotation, molecular function: protein binding. Lineage: Eukaryota; Euglenozoa; Kinetoplastea; Trypanosomatida; Trypanosomatidae. The coding region runs from base 1 to 1899 and encodes 632 amino acids. The record is from RefSeq and is a predicted model, not a curated record. The transcript has a single exon. Gene Ontology annotation, cellular component: nucleolus; small-subunit processome; 90S preribosome. Gene Ontology annotation, biological process: maturation of SSU-rRNA from tricistronic rRNA transcript (SSU-rRNA, 5.8S rRNA, LSU-rRNA).